ACACACACACACACACACACACACACACACACACACACACACACACACACACACACACACACACAACUUCUACUUUACUCCAGUACCAGAUCUGAGUACUUCUACCCCCCCCGAUCUGCAGAUGGAGGAAUCAGUGUGAUUGAAGCUGUUUCUCGGCUCCUACUUCCUUGUUUCCCGCCCUUGAUGGAGUGCUUCAGAGAUAAGGAACCUUUCAGCUCGAUGAAUACUUGAAAAGGACGCAGCGUUCGGAGUACUUCCUUGUGAGCGCUGGGUUUAAAAAGGACUCUCUCCUCUCUCUGCUUCCUCCUCUCUGAUCACAGUCAUGGGGAACUUCGCUGCCAACGAGGGACUCUCCAUUUUCGUUAUUCUGGUGUGGCUGGGGAUCAAUGCCUUCCUGUUUGUGCAUUUCUACAUGGCCUUCCUGCUGGAGCGUUGGUUCUACACCCGGGUCCUGCUGGGGCAAGCUCUGUCCUGGGCCCGGGCGCCGGCCGCCUGCCUCAACUUCAACUGCAUGCUCAUCCUGCUGCCGGUGUGCAGGAACCUGCUCUCCUUCCUGCGCGGCACCAUCCAGUGCUGCAGCCGCACAGCAGCUCGGCAGCUGGACCGGAACAUCACCUUCCACAAACUGGUGGCUUACAUGAUCGCCUUCCACACAGCCGUACACAUCAUCGCCCACCUGUUCAACUUCGAGUACUUCAUGGACGCGCAGCUGAACAGGAACAGCAGCCUCCUGCCCUUCGUCCUGUCGGAGAUCGGCUCCGGAGACAACGCCUCCUUCCUGAACCCCAUCAGGACCAACAACACGAGCCCCACCAUCGUGCUGUUCACCACCAUCGCCGGGCUGACGGGCGUCGCCAUCACGCUGGCGCUCAUCCUCAUCAUCACGUCCUCCAUGGAGGUGAUCCGCCGCUCCUACUUCGAGGUGUUCUGGUACACGCACCACCUCUUCGUCAUCUUCUUCAUUGGACUGGUGUUCCACGGCGCUGGGCGCAUUGUGAGAGGACAGACCCUCCCCAGCCUGCAGACCAACGACCCUGAGGUGUGCUCCACCCGAGUUGAGGAGUGGGGGAACAACGGCUCCAGUUGUGCUGUUCCCAAGUUUGCAGGAAACCCCCCACAGACAUGGAAGUGGGUGCUGGGCCCGAUGAUCCUGUACGUGUGUGAGAGGAUCGUGCGCUUCUACCGCUCGCACCAGAAGGUGGUCAUCACCAAGGUGGUGAUGCACCCCUCCAAGACCCUGGAGCUGCAGAUGAAGAGGAAAGGCUUCCACAUGGAGGUGGGGCAGUACGUCUUCAUCCAGUGUCCCUCCGUCUCCAGGCUGGAGUGGCACCCCUUCACGCUGACCUCCGCCCCCGAGGAGGACUACUUCAGCGCCCACAUCCGCAUCGUGGGGGACUGGACCCAGGCGCUGUACGAGGCCUGCGCCGGGGACCAGACGGAGCCUCAGGACGCCUGGAAGCUGCCCAAGAUAGCCAUCGACGGCCCGUUCGGCACGGCCAGCGAAGACGUGUUCCGCUACGAGGUGGUGAUGCUGGUCGGAGCGGGCAUCGGUGUGACUCCUUUCGCCUCCAUCCUGAAGUCAGUGUGGUACAAACGGAUCCAGAACAACCAGGACGUCUUCACCAAGAAGAUCUACUUCUACUGGCUGUGUCCGGAGACCGAGGCCUUCGAGUGGUUCGCUGACCUGCUGCAGUCUCUGGAGGCCCAGAUGACGGAGAAAGGUGUGAUGGACUUCCUCAGCUACAACAUCUACCUCACCCGCUGGAAGGAGAAGGAGGCGGCUCACUUCCGCGUUCACCACGAGGCGGAGAACGAUCCCAUCACCGGGCUCAAGCAGAAGACCCUCUACGGGAAACCCAACUGGGACAAUGAGUUCAGCAACGUUGCAGCAAAGCACCCUGGGUGUAUUUGAUGACGUGAUAUGCUGUUCGUCUUGUUUUCCUGCACAAAUUGAGUCCUGACUGCUGGAUAAACUCCGUCUCUGUGUCCUCAGGACUAAAGUGGGGGUGUUUCUAUGCGGCCCCCCUCAGCUGGGGAAGUCCCUGGAGAAACAGAGUCUGUCUCACUCCGAGGGUGACGUCAAGUUCAUCUUCAACAAGGAGAACUUCUAACUUCCUGCGCAGACGCUAAGCAAAGACGCCGUUGUUGCUCAAACUGGAGGAACCACCCCGCAGCUUUUUCCACAUUACCUUCUUCUCCUUUUGUUACUUCAACAUUUAAAACCACCACCAGUUUCAAAACCUGCCUUCCCAUUUCCAUCUGGUUGUCUUCUUGCUCAUGCCAGAGAUGAAGCAGCUCAAGUGUUUCUGAGUCAAGAAGUUUGAGAAGAAACUAAAUGCUAAAUCGCCCUCUAGCAAGGCAGCUUCAGUGUGAGGCCGUGCAAGAAAACAACCCGGAAGUAGAGACGCAUCAUGCACCGGUUUCACUUCUUCCAGCUUUUCUUUACAUAGGUGCAUCCUCCUGUUUACACGGUGUGAUCACGUCUGAAUAAUUGACAGAGUCGGAAUUCUUCACUAAAUUGAGCAAAAAAAAGGCUGUUAUUUAUUUUAUGCAUCAAAUAUAUUCCCAUUUGUUUACGGCCAGACCUUCGAUUCAUUUCACAGGAGUACACGUCUUGUUUAGUGUGUGUCCAAUCAGUUUUAUAUCCUAGCGCAAUAAAUGUAUUUGCUAUUUAUCAGAACAUUUGAUGGUGUCGCCUUGCUUGCACCCCGGGUCGUGGGGAAUUUCCUUUUUUGGUAAUAAACCUGAACUGUCGAGCGGUUUUGUUGCAUCAAUGAUUUUGUAACUCAUGUAAACAGAAGUGGGAACUGUGUCCUCUCUUACCUCGAGGACUCUCUAUUUCAGUACACAUUCGAGAUACUUUUCUUGAGUAGAAUAUUUAACUCGACAGGGUGGAGUGUAAAAGAGUACCAUAAUAUUGCACUGAAGUACCUCAGUAUUUACUGCAGUUAAUCGGAACACAUGGCACAAAACUGAGGAAAUACCACGGAUAAAUAAAUCAAAUGAUGGAACAAAUAA
This is a messenger RNA of Eleginops maclovinus (Patagonian blennie), 3018 nucleotides long. RefSeq names its product cytochrome b-245 heavy chain (gene cybb). The coding region runs from base 323 to 1912 and encodes 529 amino acids. The transcript is spliced from 13 exons. Gene Ontology annotation, molecular function: superoxide-generating NAD(P)H oxidase activity. The record is from RefSeq and is a predicted model, not a curated record. Gene Ontology annotation, cellular component: plasma membrane; NADPH oxidase complex. NCBI's taxonomy places the organism in Eukaryota, Metazoa, Chordata, Actinopteri, Perciformes, Eleginopidae. Gene Ontology annotation, biological process: superoxide anion generation; defense response.